AUGGAUGACUUUGGGGAAUAUCCGCCAAAUAUGGCACCCCAAGAUGCGCUCAUAGUACGCGAACAUGCUGAACCCGAUCACGCUGUCGUGCCUUACACCGGCGAAGAUCUUGCGCGACCUAGACUCGGGCCUCUCAACCCAUACAAGGACGAAGCGAAUGCGCUAAAACGUAAAAACAUUCUCACCGGCCAUGCAGAAGAAACUUUCCUUAGCGAACAUACCUUUCGAAAUAAACAUCGCGCUAUCGAGCGUAAGGGUGGUCCAGAGAGAGAAUACCAGUCCGGUGCUGCAGUAAAGGAGGAAGCAGCCAAAUUAAGGCAAUCGAGGCAAGGAAAAGGCAACGCGACUAUCGCUGAUGGAGACGGCGCAUACGUAGGGCCCUGGGCAAAAUAUCAGAAAGAUGAAUACGAAGAAGUUGCAGAAGAUGAAGAACUAGCAAGUGAUGAAGAGGUCGAAUACGUUUACGAAGACGAAGACGAUGUCGUAGCAAGCGGUACUGUCGUCUCAGCACCGGUGGAUGCCAUAGCCAGGAGGAAAGUAGUAGAGGAAUUAGGAGACGAGCAAACCAUAUUCCACGGCCAGGAGGAAUACGACUACCAAGGGAGGACCUACAUGCACGUACCCAAAGAUUUGGAUGUCGAUUUACAAAAGGAGCCCGGCAGUAUCACGAAUUACAUCCCCAAGAAGUUGGUUCAUACAUGGAAAAACCACGACAACAAGGCUGUCACCGCUCUUCGAUUCUUCCCGAACUCGGGACAUCUAUUAUUAUCAUCUGGUGCAGACAGUACGGUCAAGAUCUGGGAUGUUUACCAUCAAAAAGAGCUUUUACGAAGUUAUCUAGGCCAUUCCAAAGCUGUCUCGGAUAUUUGCUUUAAUAAUUCUGGCACGCAGUUUCUCUCGGCAUCAUAUGACCGCCAAAUGAAGUUAUGGGACACCGAAACAGGUGCCUGUAUCAACAAGUUUACAACCGGCAAGACACCCCACGUCAUCAAGUUCAACCCCUCCCCCGAGCAUUCGCAUGAAUUCCUCGCAGGUAUGUCGGAUAAGAAGAUCGUCCAAUUCGAUACACGAACGAGGGAGCUUGUCCAGGAAUACGAUCACCAUCUAAAUGCCGUCAACACUAUUACCUUCGUAGACGACAACCGACGGUUCAUGACUACAUCUGACGAUAAGUCGCUACGCGCAUGGGACUACAACAUUCCCGUACCCAUCAAGUACGUUGCGGAACCGUACAUGUUCCCAAUGACGCGCGCGUGCCUACACCCGUCGAACAAAUACGUUGCAUAUCAAUCAUCCGACAACCAGAUCGUAGUCUACGGCGCCAAUGACAAGUUCAGGCAAAAUAGGAAGAAGAGUUACCGAGGGCAUAACAACGCCGGCACAGCUAUCGACGUCGCGUGCAGCCCCGAUGGGCAGUUUCUCGCGAGCGGUGAUAGCGGUGGGUUUGUGUGCUUCUGGGAUUGGAAGACGUGUAAGAUGUAUCAUAAAUUACAAGCGGGUGACCAGCCGAUCACAUGCGUACAGUGGCAUCCUCAGGAAACGAGCAAGGUCGUCGCGGCUGGUUUAGAUGGUAUUAUCAGAUAUUGGGAUUAA
Messenger RNA from Daldinia childiae, 1593 nucleotides. RefSeq names its product Pre-mRNA-processing factor 17. The transcript has a single exon. Gene Ontology annotation, cellular component: catalytic step 2 spliceosome. Gene Ontology annotation, molecular function: mRNA binding; protein binding. The record is from RefSeq and is a predicted model, not a curated record. Bases 1 to 1593 code for a protein of 530 amino acids. NCBI's taxonomy places the organism in Eukaryota, Fungi, Ascomycota, Sordariomycetes, Xylariales, Hypoxylaceae. Gene Ontology annotation, biological process: mRNA splicing, via spliceosome.